Messenger RNA from Mauremys reevesii (Reeves's turtle), 1271 nucleotides. Its product is annotated as galactoside alpha-(1,2)-fucosyltransferase 2-like. Gene Ontology annotation, molecular function: galactoside 2-alpha-L-fucosyltransferase activity. Lineage: Eukaryota; Metazoa; Chordata; Testudines; Geoemydidae. The transcript has a single exon. The record is from RefSeq and is a predicted model, not a curated record. Gene Ontology annotation, biological process: carbohydrate metabolic process. The coding region runs from base 1 to 1071 and encodes 356 amino acids. Gene Ontology annotation, cellular component: membrane.
AUGGCAUCCCUAGUCUCCUGGGUCCCCUUCUGGCCACCCCUCCGGCUCUCCAUCUUCCUGCUGGCCAUCAUGACCUUCUCCAUCAUCCUCCACUGGAGGGGCUGGUUCCCUGCCAGUGGACAGAGGCUCCCCUCCUCCAAUGCCAUGGGGCAGCCCCCAGCCAUGGCUCCCAUCCUGCCCCCCACCACACCCCCCGCCACGGGGCGCGGCAUGUGGACCGUGAACUCCGACGGGCGCCAGGGGAACCAGAUGGGUCAAUACGCCACCCUCUACGCCCUGGCCAAGAUGAACGGGCGCCAGGCCUACAUCCUCCCGGAGAUGCACGAGAAGCUGGCGCCGCUCUUCCGCAUCACCCUGCCCGUGCUCUCCAGCGAUGUGGUCCGGAGCGUCCCGUGGAGGAACUAUUGGAUCCACAAUUGGAUGUCGGAGGAGUACAGGCACAUCGAGGGGAAAUACGUCCGGCUCACGGGCUACCCCUGCUCCUGGACCAUCUACCACCACCUCCGGCAGGAGCUCCUCCAGGAAUUCUCCUUCCACGACCACAUCAAGGAGGAGGCCAACCGGUACCUGGCCGGGCUGCGUGGGCAGCGCCGGAACGUGACCUACGUGGGCGUCCACGUCCGGAGGGGGGACUACAUCCAGGUGCUGACCCAGGUCCGAAAGGGGGUGGUGGCGGACAAGGCCUACCUGGAGAAGGCCAUGGGCUACUUCCGGGCCAAGUACCAGGAGCCGGUCUUCGUGGUGACCAGCAACGGGAUGGAGUGGUGCCGGGAGAACAUCGACGCCUCGCGGGGGGACGUGUAUUUCUCGGGGGACGGGAAGGAGUCGUCGCCGGGGAGGGACUUUGCUCUCUUGGUCCAUUGCAACCACACGAUCAUGACCGUCGGGACCUUUGGCAUCUGGGCCAGUUAUCUCGCUGGGGGGGAGACCAUCUAUUUGGCCAACUACAUUCUCCCCAAUUCCCCCUUCCUCCGGGUCUUCAAGCCUGCGGCCGUCUACCUGCCCGAGUGGAUUGGGAUUGAUGCCGAUCUCUCCCCACUGCUGAAUGGGAGCUAUAAAAAUAAUAAAUAACAAAUGGAAGAAAGGGGCAAUGGAUAGUAAUAUAUAUAAAUCAGAAACUGGGGAUUGUAGAAAAUUGAUAAGGGAAGCAAAGGGACGCAUGACGACAUCUAUGGCAAGCAAAGUUAAAGACCAUACCGUGGUUUUUUUUAAAUGUAUAUUAGGAACAAAAAAGAAUCCUGAGACUGGCAUUGAUCCCUUUUAGAUGGAAA